AUGGACGACACACGGGAUCACUUACUCCGUGGUUGGACAGAUGUUGAGCAGGCUGGCAGUAUCGACGGAGAGAAUGAACAACGAGACGAAAUAAAACAUUCCAGGAGAAUAACGAAACCUGUACGACAUGUUCACUUUGCCAACGAUGGAAAGCCAUAUGGAAACGCCAAGACACCAUCCAGGACACGAACACGGAAUUGUAGCUGUCUGAGUAACCCAAGCAGCAUGAUUCUUCUUGCUGCAACAAUGCUAUUCCUCGGAGUCGGAUAUGUCUACCAAUGGAAGGUUGAGACUGCGCUACAUCGAAGCUGGAUCCCCGAUGCUGCCAGCGUACGCUUCGGUGAUAAGCCGUUGCCUCCGCCGCCGGAGCAUCUGCAAAUUACCAACUAUACUCUGCCUCUACGGACACAAGGCCGGGAUAUCGUCGACAUCCGGGGUCGUCGCUUCAAGAUGGCAUCGGUGAACUGGUAUGGUGCAAGUGACGAGUUCUUUGUCACCGGAGGAUUAGAUAUCCAACAUCGCGACGACAUUGCUAAGACCAUCAAAAAGCUUGGAUUCAACAGCGUGAGGUUACCUUAUGCCGAUGAGCUGGUCAUUGAGAAUCCGAUUGUUGACGAGAAACACCUUCGCGCAAACAGUGACUUGAUAGGGUUGAAAGCUCUGGAUAUCUUCCACGCCAUCGUCGAGACACUCACCAAGGCCGGCAUUGCGGUUAUCGUCAAUAACCACGUCACCAGCGCGACCUGGUGCUGUGGUGCCAACCCUUGUGAUGCGGGUUGGUCUAACGAUCACUUAGGUCCCAUCUGUCGUGUAAAGCAGACUGAGGAAGAAUGGAUCCAGCACUGGGAGGCGAUUAUGCUACCACAUAUCAAGAACCCGCUUGUCAUUGGCGUUGAUCUAAGAAACGAGGUCCGCGGCCUCUGGGGAACUAUGCCAUGGUCCAAAUGGGCACCAGCUGCUGAAAGAUGCGGCAACCGACUUCUUCAGAUGAACAAGGACUGGCUCGUUAUCGUUGAGGGAACAGAAUCUUCCAACGACCUGUCUAGUGUCUGCAAGCGUCCUAUUCUGUUGGAUACUCCCCACACAUUAGUAUACUCAGCGCACGUAUACGCAUGGUCUGGCUGGGGCAGCUGGGAGGGACGGUUCCUUCAGCGUGACUACAAGUCAUUUGCGAAAACAAUGCGACACAACUGGGCCUACAUCCUCGAGAAGCAGAUCGCCCCGGUGUGGGUUGGCGAGAUUGGCGCCCCUGUGCAGCCAUCAGUGGGUGAUAUAAAUUACUGGCAGCAUCUGACGCGGUUCCUGCAGGAGAUGGAUGCUGACUUUGGAUACUGGGCACUCAAUGCGCGAAAGCCAAAGGGCAACGCCACGGAGAGAUAUGGCUUGCUGCAGGAUGACUGGAAGACGCCGGUGCUUGAUUACCGGAUGAAGGAUAUGCUAGAGCUUAUGGCGGCUUAG
Molecule: messenger RNA, 1458 nt
Organism: Fusarium coffeatum
Lineage: Eukaryota; Fungi; Ascomycota; Sordariomycetes; Hypocreales; Nectriaceae
Exons: 1
Coding region: 1-1458 (485 amino acids)
Molecular function (GO): hydrolase activity, hydrolyzing O-glycosyl compounds
Source: RefSeq, a predicted model, not a curated record